AAUGAAGAUUAUUUCCAAAAAAUUGUUUUUGAGAAUGGAUGUGGAUAUAUAGAAAAAGAUUGGGGCACUAAUUUCCCUCAGUCUUAUAUUUGGGCACAGGCUAAUAAUUUCAUUAAUUACGAAGGGUCUUCAUUAUUAUUUUCCAUAGCAGAUUUCCCAAUUAUGUCAUCAGAUUGCCUACUCAAUAAGAUUCCUUUUCUUAAAAGAUCAUUGCGUCAUCCUGGACGACUAAUCGUCUUUUACCAUGGAAGUACGAAUAUUACAUAUAAUUUUAGCACUUAUACAUUAUCUUUUGUUCGUGAGUUCACUAUAGAAAUGGAUAAUUCUGCCAUGCAACAUAUAAAUGUAUACAUUUCAAAUAUACAAGGAUUUCAUCUUAAAGUCAAUAUAAAACGUAGGGCCGGUAGAGGAAUUCCCUUGCGUGCACCCAUAAAACAAUUCGGAAAAAUGACUUUAAGAGUUGAGGAAAGUUUGGAUGCAGAAAUGUCUGUAAAAUUAUGGCAUAAGCAACGAAAUAAUGAUAUUGAGAAUGUUAUUUUUCAUGAUAAAUCUAUCAACGUAGGAUUGGAGGUCGUUGGUGAUAUCACUUGGAUUGCUAAAAAAUACCAAAAUUCAAGUUAG
Messenger RNA from Racocetra persica, 621 nucleotides. The record is from the annotation of a GenBank genome assembly. Lineage: Eukaryota; Fungi; Glomeromycota; Glomeromycetes; Diversisporales; Gigasporaceae.